UUUCUCUCUCUCUUUCUCUCCCACGGACUCUUUCUUAAAGUCAUUGUCUUCAUUGUCUUUUUUUUACUCCUUUCAUUCUUUCUUUUACUUCAUCAACUUUAUUCAUUUCAUCCCAUUCACUCUUCUUAUUCAUCCUACAUUUACAAUGACAUCCAUCUUUGAGGUCUCCCCAAGAUGCCAGGAGUUACAGAAGAAGCUUAUCGACUUUGUCGAAAAUGACUGUUUGCCAGCGGAGGAAGUCUAUGAGAGCCAGGUCGGAACUGGUGAUCAGCGUUGGAAGACUGUUCCCCCAAUCAUGGAAGAACUUAAAGCAAAGGCCAAAUCUCUCGGUCUUUGGAACCUUUUCCUUCCUAAGAGCUACCCUGAGGGUCCUGGUCUCACCAACUUGGAAUAUGCCACCCUUUGUGAAAUCACAGGUCGUUGUCCCCGUGUUGCUCCUGAAGCGCUCAACUGCUCUGCACCUGAUACCGGAAAUAUGGAGGUCUUUGCAAAGUACGGCACUCCCGCUCAAAAGCAACAGUAUCUAGUGCCUCUCAUGAAUGGUGAAAUCCGAUCUGCUUUCGCCAUGACCGAGAUUGCCGUUUCGUCCUCUGAUGCUACCAACAUUGAGACUCGCAUUGAGCGUGUGGGCGAUCACUAUAUUAUCAAUGGACACAAAUGGUGGAUCUCAGGUGCAGGUGAUCCUCGCUGCAAAGUCUUCCUGGUCAUGGGCAAGUCCGAUCCUAACAAUGAGCACAAGUAUAGACAGCAGUCAAUUGUCAUCGUUCCUGCAGAUGCUCCAGGGAUUGAGGUAGUCAGACCUAUGACCGUGUAUGGGUACGAUGAUGCUCCGGAGGGACAUUGUGAGGUCAAAUUCACAAACGUCAAAGUUCCUGUCUCCAACAUCAUUGCAGGAGAGGGACGUGGCUUUGAAGUUAUUCAAGGACGUCUUGGACCUGGCCGCAUUCAUCACUGCAUGCGUGCGAUCGGUGUAGCAGAGCGUACUUUGGACAUCAUGAUCUCCCGUGUUACGAACCCUUCACGUCGCACAUUCGGAAAGGUCUUGGCCCGCCACGGUACUGUUGCUGCUGAUGUGGCCAAGAUGCGUAUUGAAAUCAAUGCCGCUCGUCUUAUGGUUCUUGCUGCUGCAGACAAGAUCGACAAGCUGAACGCCAAAGGUGCAAUGCGUGAUAUUGCUAUGGCCAAAAUCAUGGUACCGCAAAUGUUGCAGCGCACCGUUGAUUUAGCUAUCCAGGCCCAUGGUGCUGCCGGUCUCAGUCAAGACUUCCCAUUAGCGCGUUUCUAUGCGCUCGCUCGUACGCUUCGUAUUGCUGAUGGUCCAGACGAGGUUCAUAUGAUGCAGUUGGCGCGGUUCGAGUUGAUGCGUGGUGACGAAAUUCGCGAGAAGGAUGAAAAAAUCAGAGCACGUCGUGCUCAGAUCCUUAGCAAUGGUUCCAAGUUGUAAAAAAAGAAAAAGAAAAAGAUAAUCUUUACUGUAUAAAAACUAUUUAUUUAUUUGAUUCCUAUUCCACUGCCAAA
Lobosporangium transversale is the source of this 1518-nucleotide messenger RNA. Its product is annotated as acyl-CoA dehydrogenase/oxidase. The record is from RefSeq and is a predicted model, not a curated record. The transcript has 4 exons. Bases 146 to 1444 code for a protein of 432 amino acids. Lineage: Eukaryota; Fungi; Mortierellomycota; Mortierellomycetes; Mortierellales; Mortierellaceae. Gene Ontology annotation, molecular function: oxidoreductase activity, acting on the CH-CH group of donors; flavin adenine dinucleotide binding.